This is a messenger RNA of Drepanopeziza brunnea f. sp. 'multigermtubi' MB_m1, 864 nucleotides long. The record is from RefSeq and is a predicted model, not a curated record. NCBI's taxonomy places the organism in Eukaryota, Fungi, Ascomycota, Leotiomycetes, Helotiales, Drepanopezizaceae.
AUGCAAUUCUUUUUCAAGUCGGUCUUAUUACGUGGCGGAGUAACUCAAUCUAAUAGAAUCGUUAAGCGCGGCCGAGGCCGUUUAAGAAAUCUCUUUUUUGCCUUAGCUAUUGCUGCUGUUAUAGCUGCGGCGGCUGCGGCGGCUAUACUACGCACUCUUACCUCCGAAGCUUCGCUCUUUUCUUUAGACCCUCUUAUUAAGCGCUUGCUUAUGCUAACGAUCGUCAAGGCUUUAAGGUGUAUUAAGUGCAUCAAUAGUAAGAUCACAUCGAGGUCUAAUAAAGACUGUUAUAAUUGCGAUACGAGCGUUAUACGCUGUCUCCGGUGUGCUAAAGGUAGCUAUAGCAAUUGUACCGCUGCUUUUGCCGCUAUUAACACCGCUUUCGAUAACUUCGUAAGCGCUAAGGAUAGUGGUGCUAUACAAAGAGUUCGCCGAGAUGCUGCCCUUUUAAGAGGUGCUGCUAAUGGUCCGGGCGGUCUAGCGAGUGGAAGUAGAGGUUUUAGAAGUAAUCCCGGUAGCUUUGCAGGUUUUGCUCUUGCUUUUAAGACUUUUAAUUUGAAUGUGGCUUUUGUUAGAUUGAAUGGUCUUGUAGCAGCAAACCGUAGUCCGGUGACGCGGAGCGCUUCGAGCAUAUUACCUUUUCCAGCUUUUGCGCUUGCCGCUCUUGUUGCUUUCGUCGCUUUCGUUGCUCUCGUCGCUCUCGCAGCUCUCGUCGUUCUCGUCGCACUUAUUGUCGUCGCCCCUUUUGCGCUAGUCGUUGCGCCUGCCGCUCUCGCGGCGGCGCCCGCCGUUGCUAUGACUCUUGCGGAGCGCCGAGCUAAAGUGAAAAGAUUGCUAAGAGCUCUAGUAGAUCUUUUGUUAUAA